This is a messenger RNA of Pseudophryne corroboree (corroboree frog), 994 nucleotides long. RefSeq names its product spermatogenesis associated serine rich 1 (gene SPATS1). NCBI's taxonomy places the organism in Eukaryota, Metazoa, Chordata, Amphibia, Anura, Myobatrachidae. The transcript has 6 exons. Bases 140 to 751 code for a protein of 203 amino acids. The record is from RefSeq and is a predicted model, not a curated record.
UAUGGGGAAGAGUUAUCAUACAGUGUGAUCUACUGUACAUAAGCUGCUGAGAACAUGUCAUUCGCAGGGACCGUGUCAGCGCAGCAAGAGCCCUUAUCACAUAAAGAUGAUGUAGAAGAUUGCAAGGAGUUACUUAAUCAUGACAGCAAUUACAAGCAACAUGAGUGGUCUUCUGACCAUGAAGCAGAGCACUGCAAAGGGGUCUACUUACCACUUAUUCACAACGAUGUGCCCACCUAUCCUAAGAAGCAACCUAGAUAUGGGAGCUGAAUGGAGUUUUUAUCCCAACUGUGGCUUUCCCCUCAUUUACCACGUUGGAAAGCGAUGUUUUAUUGACGGGAUUCACCAGAGCAGCCAAACGUCCACGCCUGCACAGACAUUACCAAUGGGCUUAGGAAGGAAAAAGAAAGUGCCUGAUCCCAGGAACGGGAUCUCUGCUGCCCAGCCGGGUGAUAAACCUUUCCGUACAGUGGAAUACAGCCCCAGCUUUUACAAAUUUGGAUCUACAUUACCAAUGGUUAAUUUUAGGGGAUCCUAUAGGAUUAAAGCGGACACAUUUAUUCCUCUUCAGAAACUGCCCAAAGAACCCCGCGUUCCAUUUAGAGUAAAGCUCAGGAGGCAAAAUCUGGAAGAAGAAAAAAGAGACGUUGAAGAACUCAACACAUGGAAACCGGCUCAGAGAUCAUUUCUCUUUGAUCCACCUGGAAAUGGGAAAAUAAAACCAGAUCAAGACACACCGGCAAAGCAAUAGUUUAAAUGCACAUUGUCACACAGCUUACUGUUUUUACUUCUCUCUCCCAACUUAAUAUCACCCAUAUGAUUACAAUCUGCAUUUAUUAUUCAAUAAGUAAAAUGGAGACAUUUUAUAUAUAAUUCAUUGUAAGUACAGUUGUAAUGCGAAAAUUAUUGUUAGCAGUGUGCAUUGCCAUUACACAUACUAAUGAUUACUAGUCACUCGCAAUUGUUCAGCACAAUACACAAAUCAUCUAUAAGA